UCGAAACUCGAAAAAAGCAAGUUACAGUUUUGAGGAUUUUAUUUGUAUUUUAUUUUAUUUAUAACAAUGACUGACUCGGAUGAGACCAGUUGGAUUAAUUGGUUCUGUAAGAAGCCCGGAAAUGAGUUCUUUGUGAUGGUGGACGAGGACUUCAUCCACGACAAGUUCAACCUGAUGUUCCUAGACAUGCAGAAGAAGAACUAUAGCAGGGCACUCCAGGUGAUCCUCGACCUGAAGACUGGGUCCGCCUCCGAUGGUGUACUCGAUUCCGAAGCGGAGGUUCAAGAAGCCGAGGAGCUCUACGGGCUGAUUCACGCCCGUUUCAUCGUCACCGACCGCGGCAUCGAACUGAUGUACAAGAAGUACGUGAAGGGCGUCUUUGGGAAAUGUCCACGCGUUUUCUGCACCUGCGCCUUCUUUGGCACUAACUUUCCUCACAUGCUCUUCAUGGUCAAGCCAGAGACGCGUCCCAAGCGCUCCAAGGUUAAGUUUGUGGCCAGACUGUAUGGCUUCAAGAUCCAUCCCCUUGCCUAUCGCUCUGAGACACAUAAGGACUCGGACGAAGAAGCUGAUACCUAGAAGGAAUGAUUCACUUAAUACU
Messenger RNA from Drosophila obscura, 601 nucleotides. RefSeq names its product casein kinase II subunit beta'-like. The record is from RefSeq and is a predicted model, not a curated record. Lineage: Eukaryota; Metazoa; Arthropoda; Insecta; Diptera; Drosophilidae. Gene Ontology annotation, molecular function: protein kinase regulator activity. The coding region runs from base 67 to 579 and encodes 170 amino acids. The transcript is spliced from 3 exons. Gene Ontology annotation, cellular component: cytoplasm; protein kinase CK2 complex.